Molecule: messenger RNA, 8285 nt
Organism: Acanthochromis polyacanthus (spiny chromis)
Lineage: Eukaryota; Metazoa; Chordata; Actinopteri; Pomacentridae
Gene: tnksa
Product: tankyrase, TRF1-interacting ankyrin-related ADP-ribose polymerase a
Exons: 29
Coding region: 100-3951 (1283 amino acids)
Molecular function (GO): protein binding; NAD+ poly-ADP-ribosyltransferase activity
Source: RefSeq, a predicted model, not a curated record
CAGAGGAUUCAAUCCCAGCUAACCUGAGCGGAAGCCGCUGUCCAGGCAGGAAGCUGUCAGCGUGUUUUUGUUGCUACUGGGGACUGUUGUGUUGUAAAAAUGGCGACGCCUCGUCGCUCCUCUCAACAGCAGCAGCCGCCGAACUCCCUGCUGUCCUCCCCGCCCCGGAGCUCCUCUCGCCCCGCCACCCCGCCUGGCUGUCCGCCGGCUCCCUCCGACGAUGCCCCCUCGCCUCCCCACGUAGCGGCCAUGGAGAACGGGACUGACGGUGAGGUAUCCCCGGCCUCUCCCACCAGCAGCACCGCCGCCUCCCCGGCUCUGGCCCUCACCGCCAGCAGCAGCAGCAGCAGCAGCGGCUGUAGCAGCAGCGCUAGCUCCCCGACUACCACCGAGGGCAGCGGGACCAGCCCCGGCUCUACGCCCGACUCGGGCAGCGGUAACUCGGGCAGCAGCGGCGGCAGCAGCGGCGGUGCGGCUAACGGGGCUUUUCGGGAGCUGUUUGAAGCCUGUCGGAACGGAGAUGUUUCGAGGGUGAAGAAACUCGUGGAUGCGGUGAAUGUGAACGCCAAAGACAUGGCUGGACGGAAAUCCACUCCCCUGCAUUUCGCUGCAGGCUUUGGCCGGAAAGAUGUGGUGGACCACCUGCUGCAGACGGGCGCUAACGUUCACGCCAGAGACGACGGCGGUCUGAUCCCGCUGCACAACGCCUGCUCCUUCGGCCACUCUGAGGUGGUGUCCUUGCUGCUGUGUCAAGGCGCUGACCCGAAUGCUCGAGACAACUGGAACUACACGCCGCUGCACGAAGCCGCCAUCAAGGGCAAGAUAGACGUCUGUAUAGUGCUGCUGCAGCAUGGAGCCGACCCCAACAUCCGCAACACCGACGGCAAGUCCGCCCUGGACCUGGCCGAACCGUCCGCCAAGGCAGUGCUCACAGGUGAAUACAAGAAGGAUGAGCUGCUGGAGGCGGCGAGGAGUGGAAACGAGGAGAAGCUAAUGGCCUUGCUCACGCCGCUCAACGUCAACUGCCACGCGAGCGACGGCCGUAAGUCCACUCCACUCCACCUGGCAGCCGGAUACAACAGGGUGAGGAUAGUUCAGUUGUUGCUACAGCACGGAGCAGAUGUCCACGCCAAGGACAAGGGUGGUCUGGUGCCUCUACACAACGCCUGCUCCUAUGGACACUAUGAAGUUACUGAGCUGCUGCUGAAGCACGGCGCCUGCGUGAACGCCAUGGACCUGUGGCAGUUCACGCCGCUGCACGAGGCGGCGUCUAAGAACCGGGUGGAGGUCUGCUCUCUGCUGCUGAGCCACGGCGCCGACCCGACCCUCCUCAACUGCCACAGCAAGAGCUCCGUGGACAUGGCGCCCACCCCGGAGCUGAAGGAGAGGCUCACAUAUGAAUUUAAGGGCCACUCGCUGCUUCAAGCUGCUCGAGAAGCCGACAUGGCCAAAGUGAAGAAGACUCUCGCCCUGGAGAUCAUCAACUUCAAACACCCUCACACGCAUGAAACCGCCCUGCAUUGUGCCGUCGCGUCGCCUCACCCCAAAAGGAAACAGGUGACGGAGCUGCUGCUGAGGAAAGGCGCCAACGUCAACGAGAAGAACAAAGAUUUCAUGACUCCUCUCCAUGUGGCAGCAGAACGAGCUCAUAAUGACAUCAUGGAGGUGCUGCAGAAACACGGGGCGAAGGUGAACGCCCUGGACACGCUGGGUCAGACGGCGUUGCAUCGCGCCGCGCUGGCCGGACACCUCCAGACCUGCAGGCUGUUGCUAGGAUACGGGGCCGACGCCUCGCUGGUGUCGCUGCAGGGCUUCACCGCCGCUCAGAUGGGAAACGAAGCCGUUCAGCAAAUACUCAACGAGAACGUCCCGGUGAGGAACUCAGAUGUGGACUACAGACUCCUGGAAGCUGCUAAAGCCGGAGACUUGGACACUGUCAAGUCGUUGUGCACGGCUCAGAAUGUGAACUGCAGAGAUCUGGAGGGACGACACUCCACUCCUCUUCACUUCGCUGCCGGCUACAACAGAGUGUCGGUGGUGGAGUACCUGCUGCACCACGGGGCCGACGUGCACGCCAAGGACAAAGGCGGUCUGGUUCCCCUCCAUAACGCCUGUUCCUACGGUCACUACGAGGUGGCUGAGCUGCUGGUCAGACACGGAGCCUCGGUCAACGUGGCCGACUUGUGGAAGUUCACGCCGCUCCACGAAGCCGCCGCCAAGGGCAAAUAUGAGAUCUGCAAACUGCUGCUUAAGCACGGAGCGGAUCCGACCAAGAAGAACCGGGACGGGAACACGCCUCUGGACCUGGUGAAGGACGGGGACACCGACAUCCAGGACCUGCUCAGAGGAGACGCUGCGCUGCUGGACGCCGCCAAGAAGGGCUGCCUGGCCAGAGUGCAGAAGCUGUGCAGCCCCGACAACAUCAACUGUCGGGACACGCAGGGACGCAACUCCACUCCGCUGCACCUGGCAGCCGGAUACAACAACCUGGAGGUAGCCGAGUAUCUGCUGGAGCACGGAGCCGACGUGAACGCUCAGGACAAAGGAGGGCUCAUACCUUUACACAACGCUGCUUCCUACGGGCACGUGGACAUCGCCGCCCUGCUGAUUAAAUACAACACGUGUGUGAACGCCACGGAUAAGUGGGCGUUCACUCCUCUUCACGAAGCCGCCCAGAAAGGACGGACUCAGCUCUGCGCCCUGCUGCUGGCCCAUGGAGCCGACCCCACCAUGAAGAACCAGGAGGGACAGACGCCGCUGGACCUGGCAACCGCUGAUGACAUCAGAGCGCUGCUGAUCGACGCCAUGCCGCCAGACGCCCUGCCAAGCUGUUUGAAACCGCAGGCCACCGUGGUGAGUGCCAGUGUGGUGAGCACAGGUGCAGCGGGGGGCGUGGUCAUCUCUCCGUCUCCGUCUCCGUCCUGCCUGUCAGCGGCCAGCAGCAUAGACAACCUGACCACGCCCCUCGGUGACAUCACGGUUGCCGGGGCGACGGGCACAGCAGACGGAGCGUCGGGGUCGGACAGGAAGGAGGGAGAAACGCUGCUCGACAUGACCAUCAACCAGUUCCUGAAGAGUCUGGGGCUGGAACACCUCAGAGAAAUCUUCCAGCGGGAGCAGAUUUCACUCGACGUGCUGGCUGACAUGGGCCACGAGGAGCUGAAGGAGAUCGGCAUCAACGCUUACGGUCACAGACACAAACUCAUCAAGGGAAUCGAGCGGCUGCUGGGAGGCCAGCAAGGUGCAAACCCUUACCUGACAUUCCACUGCUCCAGUCAGGGCACGGUGCUGAUCGACCUGGCACCCGACGACAAGGAGUUCCAGUCUGUGGAGGAGGAACUACAGAGUACGAUCAGAGAACACCGAGAUGGAGGCAACGCAGGCGGAGUCUUCAGCCGGUACAACAUCAUUAAGAUUCAGAAGGUCGUGAACAAGAAGCUACGGGAACGAUAUGCACACCGGCAGAAGGAAAUAGCAGACGAGAAUCACAACCACCACAACGAGCGCAUGCUCUUCCACGGUUCUCCCUUCAUCAAUGCAAUCAUCCAUAAGGGCUUCGACGAACGCCACGCCUACAUCGGUGGCAUGUUUGGCGCUGGCAUCUACUUUGCAGAGAACUCUUCGAAAAGCAACCAGUACGUUUAUGGGAUCGGUGGAGGAACGGGAUGUCCGACCCACAAAGACCGGUCCUGCUAUGUGUGUCACAGACAGAUGCUGUUCUGCAGGGUGACACUGGGUAAGUCUUUUCUUCAGUUCAGUGCGAUGAAAAUGGCCCACGCCCCGCCUGGACACCACUCAGUUAUAGGACGACCCAGUGUCAACGGACUGGCAUACGCAGAGUACGUCAUCUACAGAGGAGAACAGGCUUACCCAGAAUACUUGAUCACCUACCAGAUUGUGAAGCCAGAGAGUCUGGCCACACCCGCUGCCACUGCUGAGCAGAAGUCCUAAAGCGCCGCCAUGGCUGGAUGUGGACAUGGCCCGAUUGUAGUGGACUCUCUAGGAGGACUUGGAACUGAACUGUAAGGAGUUUCAGACCUCAGAGCUGAACUUAAGAAGGACCGGGUGAAGAAGUGCCGACUGGGCAGGAGUCAGAUCCUCGGAAACAGUCUCUAAACAGAAGAAGACGAGGAGGAUGGAAAGACGAUGUUUUUUUUUUAGUUUUGGGGUAAAAUAAAUGUUCAGUCCAGAGCAGCAGGCAGCAAAAAUCCAUUUUUAAUCAAGCCUCAUUUUGAGACGGAAAUGCGAAAGUGCUGAUUAGUGUUUGUGGAUGUGCAGCGGGAUGCUGUUUCACAGGGCCCGAUAUGAGCUAAAAAUUAAAGCAAUUACAACAAAACAUAACCCAAACAGACGCUGCUGUUGCUGCACCUUUGCUCCGCUCACAUAUUCUACCCCCAGAUUCUAAUGUGUUGUUUUGAUAUCACAUCCUCUUCGGGCUUCGUGCAUCAUCCACAACAACAAAAACAACACCCCCAGGUCACUCCCAGGAAGUGGUGAUUGUUGUGCUAAGAGAACAGAAAUCCAGUGCUUUUUAUGUCACAUUCCCACCAGUGAGGCUGAUGUAAACAAAGAAAGAUCUCUGUUUUCUGUCAGAACUUUUAGUAACAGAAGAAGAUACACGGAAAUGAUUGUGCAGAAAAGAUGAUAGAGAUUACUGUGGAUGAAAACCCAAGACGAGACAGCAGUCCACUACAGUCCAUACUGGGACCAAACCAGUUCAUUUCAAAACCGCUGCAGCCCCACACACUGAACAGAAACAUGCACAUCACAUACAGAUACUUCAAACUUUUAAAGGGACUUUUGGGUUCAGAAAAAGAAGCCGAGUUGAUCGAAGCUGUGACAAGCGAGAAACAACCACAAUAACUGACUGUGACAGACUAAAACAAGCCAACACUGUCCUCUCUGCUCUUAUUGAGAAUAGAUAUUUUCACCAAGAAUCGCUUCAAAAGAACUCAUUACCGGCUUCGUGUCGCUGCAGAGAAUUUGGAGGCUUUACAGGAACUCAAACACGGUGGUUACAGCUUGUUUCAGCCCCGCUCCAACCAAACCUGCCUGAACUUUCACUAAACAAUCAAACCGCAAAGAUUGUGACACUUAAAUGUGCAAAACUUCCUCUCAGCUGCCGGUUUAUUAGGCACACCUAGCCGAAACAAAUGCAGUCGGAUAAUAAUCUGUCUUCAUGCAGAGAAAGCAAUGGAGUUUCACCUCUUAGAUGUUGAUAAAUUACAGGAAAAUGCGUUGAUUUGUUCCAGAUAAAGUACCAGAACUCGUUGCCUUUACUGCAGGCGGACUGAUCAUGCUUCAUGUUGAGAGUACUCACCUCACAAAGGCCUAUUCUGAGCGAAGAAAAACACACACUGUUGUACAAGUGUUGUUGAAACGGUUUCAGAGAGCUGUUGAUUCAACCUCAUGAUCACUUUCAAGGAUGUAGUUUGUGGUGCAUUAUACAGAGAGGGUUCUAUUAUCUCACAUAUCCCUAUUGAUAAAAAUAGGAAGGAUGAAAUAAAAAAAAAAUAUCACCUUCAUGAAGGUCAGACUCUUAGUACUGCUGUAAUGCAUCGUUUUAGCUCGGUGGAUCUAAUGGACUGGCAGCCAAAGCAAACAUUUCAUUCAUUACACCUCGCUCAAAGUGUUAACACCGACAUUAAGCUCUAUGUUUACCACCCCAGCCAGUAUAUAACGUUUUCUGCCACAUUACGGAGAUGAAAGAUGGACGUCCAGCUUUCUCUGUGUGGCGUUCCUGCUCUCUGUUUAGUGUAAAGUUCUGUUACUUUUACUUUUAAGGGAGAAACUGAAUGUAUUGGGUGUGAAACGGUUUCCGAUUUGGGGGGGGGAUGUUUUUCUCUUUAAAGCCCCACUUUGUCAUUAAUCCUAAUGGGUUAGGCGGAUUUUAAGCAUUUACACAUUUGUGCUGUCACACCUCUGGGACUCAUCGGAAGCAUUUUUUUUUUUUCCAUUUUGUAAUUUAAUGUGUCUGAAAUGGGCCCACAUUUACUGGUUUUAUCUGGUUGUUUACAUAAACCUGCUGCCUUCUGGCCUUUUUCCUCUUCAACUCUAACUGUUGAUGCCCUCUAGUGGUCAAACGGAGGCACUGCGCCUUCACAGCGCUGACCUGAAGGGUAGAAUAACAGCGGAAGGAUUACAUUCUGUCUGUGUAUUUCUAAGGCGUGUUCCAUUUUUGUUUUCUGCCUUUCAUCCGUUUGUGUUUUCUUUCUGUACUCCUGAGUUUACACCCCUCGAACAAAUGUGAAAAGUGAGCCUUGUCACUGUAUCUCAGCGAGCCAUAAAACAUAUUUUGUAUAACCGGGAAUCUGCAGGUUGACUAAUGAGGAUCAUAGAUGUGUUGUACAUAAAGAUGAGCUAUCACACGCGUGUACUAAAUACUAAACUACCAUGUACAACAUCAUCAUAACGGAAGACGAACACUCCUCGCACUACAAACUAUAAGCUUGAGUUCUCUGUGUUUCUGUUGAUGCUUUAUUAUUUAUGGUUGUUUUAAUUAAUGACACUGUACAUCUCAUGGGACCACACAUGGAUUUAUAUUUACCUCUGAUCACGUCACACCCAGCUGUGCUGACGCUCUUUGAAUUUCCUUGAAAACUUGUGGAAAUAAAAAUGGAUUCAAAGGUUUUUGUGAGAAAGAAAACUGCAUCUGGACACUGUUAAGUUUACUUAACCCUCCUGUUGUCUUCAUUUACGGGCACCAAAAAAUAACGUUUCCUUGUCUGAAAAAAAUCCAAAAAUUCAGCAAAAAAAUCCCCCAAAUUUGGCAAGAAAAUUCUUGUAAAUUAUUUUUAAAAAUGGGUAAAAAUCUUCCAAAAAAAUAUCUAAAGUGAUUACAUAUAUAUCAGUGAAACUUCUAAUAUUUUCUUUUAAAACCAUGCACAAAAAAAAUCAACCUUAAGAAAUAUUUUUAAUAUUUUCUUUAAGAACAUCCACAAAAAAUCAACCAAAAUCCAGCGAAUUUCGCUGGAUUUUGGUUGAUUUUUUUGUGAAUGUUCUUAAGAAAUACUUUUAACAUUUCUUUUUUUUCCACCAAAAAAUGUUCAGAAAUUGAUAUGAAUGAUAUGAAAUAUGAAAAUAUAUGUUUUUUUUUUCAUAUUUUCAAACGGGUCAAUUUCGACACACGAGGGUUAAAGACGUCUUUCUAGCUUGGCUUUAAUUGGACAUAAAACAGUGGAUGGAUGAAGUCUGACAGCUCUGAUUGUUGGUUUAUUUUUAAGUCUGUCUGAUUUCAGCUGACUUUAAAUGGAAAGAGAGAAUGAUUUUUGGUCUGAAGCGAGUCCAAACCGAUAUUGAUUCUUUGUGAACUGAGCCUGAGAUCUUUUGUUUCAUUUAGCAGACCGGCUGACAGAUCCUCAGUUAAUAAUCUGAACCUUUUUGUCUAUUUUCAAGCUGUAAAGAGCUUACAUCAGCAUUUCCCUUCCACUCUGCAGCCCAAACUUGUGCGAUUCAUUUCAGGGAAAUUAAUUAAAACAAAAAGCAGAUGAAUAAUAAUAACCGCAGAAAUGAGAAAAAGGAACGAGGCUGGCGUUUAAUCAUGAUGACAGGAAGUUUUCUAAUGGAAGAUUAAAGCUGCUGCUGCACUGGAACACCAUUAACUUCCCACACGGUCUUUUGUAAAAUAUGUUUUUCAGACAUCCAGCUUGUCACAACACGCUUAGAUCUCAUUCAUAAAGCUCAGAUAAGAAUUCAAAGCGGAUAAACGUGACGUUCCUGUUUCCUUUUGUCGUUUUAGAAGAAUCUGCAGCAUCACGGUUGUCUCUCUGAGUUUACGGAGAGCAUGUGGAGUUUACAGCAUUGACCUCAUUAAGGUCAGCAGCUCUGUAUGAUUUAGCAUCAGAAAGCUGCUUUAAAUUAGACUGUAAAUAAACUAACUCCAGAUGGCCCUUUUAACGGCUCUUUUGUGGAUGAUUUGGGGUUCUUUGCUUUGUUGUUUUCCUCCUUGGAAAGACUUUUCAAAGACUUUUUUUAUGUGAAAACCAUUUGAAUUAUGUUGGAGCUGGUCUGUCUCUAUUGAUUUGUCUCAAGGGCCAGUCAGCCGUCUUGUUGUAAAUAGUCUGGAGGGUGUGUGUGUGUGUGUGUAAAAAACAACAAAAAAGGAAUCAAUCCAUGCCUCACUCUCUGACCUGCUUUCUACCAAAAGCCACCAGAUGAAUUAACACGCCUCCUCAUCAGAAGUGUGACCUCCUGUUGUACAGACGAUGUACAGAGCCUGGAACAGAGAGACCCCCUCACCCCUGUACAGAAAGAACAAAAUCCUUAAUAAAAGAAUUUAAAGUGUC